UCCAGACCUCAGGCUCUGUCUGGCCAAGGAGGGCACAGCACCAGGCACCAUGGGGAAGGCAGAGAAUUACGAGCUCUACUCAGUGGAGCUGGGGACUGGCCCUGGUGGAGAAAAGAAUGCCAAGAUGAGCAAGAAGAAGGCAGGUGGUGGGGGAGGCAGGAAGAAGGAGAAGCUGGAAAGCAUGAAGAAGGAGAUGGAGAUGAACGACCACCAGCUGUCCGUGGCUGAGCUGGAACAGAAAUACCAGACCAGCGCCACCAAGGGCCUUUCUGCGAGCCUGGCAGCCGAGUUACUGCUGCGGGAUGGGCCCAAUGCGCUGAGGCCACCUCGGGGCACCCCGGAGUACAUCAAGUUCGCCAGGCAGCUGGCAGGAGGUCUGCAAUGCCUCAUGUGGGUGGCUGCUGCCAUCUGCCUCAUCGCCUUUGCCAUCCAGGCCAGUGAGCAUGACCUCAGCAAUGAUGACAAUCUGUACCUGGCCCUGGCCCUCAUCGCCGUGGUCGUGGUCACUGGCUGCUUCGGCUAUUAUCAGGAGUUCAAGAGCACCAACAUCAUCGCUAGCUUCAAGAACCUCGUGCCCCAGCAAGCUACAGUGAUCCGAGAUGGGGACAAGUUCCAGAUCAACGCAGAUCAGCUUGUGGUGGGUGACCUGGUGGAGAUGAAAGGUGGGGACCGCGUGCCUGCAGACAUCCGCAUCCUGUCGGCCCAGGGCUGCAAGGUGGACAACUCCUCGCUCACCGGAGAGUCCGAGCCACAGACCCGCUCGCCCGAGUGUACACACGAGAGCCCCCUAGAGACCCGCAACAUCGCCUUUUUCUCCACCAUGUGCCUCGAGGGCACAGCCCUGGGCCUGGUGGUGAGCACAGGUGAUCGGACCAUCAUUGGACGCAUUGCAUCUCUGGCCUCAGGCGUGGAAAAUGAGAAGACGCCCAUUGCUAUUGAGAUCGAACAUUUUGUGGACAUCAUCGCAGGCCUGGCCAUCCUCUUUGGGGCCACAUUUUUUGUGGUCGCCAUGUGCAUUGGUUACACCUUCCUGCGGGCCAUGGUCUUCUUUAUGGCCAUUGUGGUGGCCUAUGUGCCUGAGGGGCUGCUGGCCACUGUCACAGUCUGCCUGUCUCUGACAGCCAAGCGGCUGGCCAGUAAGAACUGUGUAGUCAAAAACCUGGAGGCUGUGGAGACCCUGGGCUCCACCUCAGUGAUCUGUUCGGACAAGACAGGGACUCUCACCCAGAACCGCAUGACGGUGUCUCAUCUGUGGUUUGACAAUCAUAUCCACACAGCCGACACUACAGAGGACCAGUCAGGACAGACGUUUGACCAGUCCUCGGAGACGUGGCGGGCGCUGUGCCGCGUGCUCACUCUGUGCAACCGUGCUGCCUUCAAGUCCGGCCAGGACGCAGUACCAGUACCCAAGCGUAUCGUGAUCGGAGAUGCUUCCGAGACUGCGCUGCUCAAAUUCUCAGAGCUGACGCUGGGCAACGCCAUGGGCUAUCGCGACCGCUUCCCCAAAGUCUGUGAGAUCCCCUUCAACUCCACCAACAAGUUCCAGCUGUCCAUCCACACCCUGGAGGACCCGCGCGACCCUCGGCACCUGCUGGUGAUGAAGGGCGCCCCCGAGCGCGUGCUGGAGCGCUGCAGCUCCAUCCUGAUCAAGGGCCAGGAGCUGCCGCUGGAUGAGCAAUGGCGGGAAGCUUUCCAGACUGCCUACCUCAGCCUGGGAGGCCUGGGCGAGCGCGUGCUGGGCUUCUGCCAGCUCUACCUGAAUGAGAAGGAAUACCCACCUGGCUAUGCCUUUGACGUGGAGGCCAUGAACUUUCCAAGCAGCGGCCUCUGCUUUGCGGGACUCGUAUCCAUGAUUGACCCGCCAAGGGCCACUGUCCCCGAUGCUGUGCUCAAGUGCCGCACAGCAGGCAUCCGGGUGAUCAUGGUAACAGGUGACCAUCCCAUCACAGCCAAGGCCAUCGCAGCCAGUGUGGGCAUCAUCUCGGAAGGCAGCGAGACCGUGGAGGACAUUGCUGCCCGCCUCCGAGUGCCUGUGGACCAGGUCAAUCGGAAGGAUGCCCGUGCCUGUGUGAUCAAUGGCAUGCAACUGAAAGACAUGGACCCUUCAGAGCUGGUGGAGACACUGCGCACCCACCCCGAGAUGGUGUUCGCUCGCACCAGUCCCCAGCAGAAGCUGGUGAUUGUAGAGAGCUGCCAGCGACUGGGUGCAAUUGUGGCUGUGACAGGGGACGGUGUGAAUGACUCCCCGGCCCUGAAGAAGGCAGACAUUGGCGUGGCCAUGGGCAUCGCUGGCUCAGAUGCUGCUAAAAAUGCAGCCGACAUGAUCCUGCUGGAUGACAACUUUGCCUCCAUUGUGACGGGCGUGGAACAGGGCCGGCUGAUCUUUGACAACCUGAAGAAGUCCAUCGCCUAUACACUGACCAAGAACAUUCCAGAACUGACCCCCUACCUCAUUUACAUCACUGUCAGCGUGCCCCUGCCCCUCGGGUGCAUCACCAUCCUCUUCAUAGAGCUCUGCACUGACAUCUUCCCUUCUGUGUCCCUGGCAUAUGAGAAGGCUGAGAGUGACAUCAUGCACCUGCGUCCACGGAACCCAAAGCGUGACCGCUUGGUCAAUGAGCCCCUGGCUGCCUACUCCUACUUCCAGAUCGGUGCCAUCCAGUCAUUUGCCGGCUUUACUGACUACUUCACCGCCAUGGCCCAGGAGGGCUGGUUCCCUCUGCUAUGCGUGGGCCUACGGCCUCAUUGGGAGAACCAUCACCUGCAAGAUCUUCAGGACAGCUGGCCAGGAGACAGCUAUGGCCAGGAGUGGACAUUUGGGCAGCGCCUGUACCAGCAAUAUACUUGCUAUACUGUGUUCUUCAUCAGCAUCGAGAUGUGCCAGAUUGCAGAUGUCCUCAUCCGCAAGACACGCCGCCUCUCUGCUUUCCAGCAGGGUUUCUUCAGGAACAAGAUCCUGGUGAUCGCCAUCGUCUUCCAGGUCUGCAUUGGCUGCUUCCUGUGCUACUGCCCUGGGAUGCCUAACAUCUUCAACUUCAUGCCCAUCCGGUUCCAGUGGUGGCUGGUCCCCAUGCCCUUUGGCCUCCUCAUCUUUGUCUAUGAUGAGAUCCGGAAACUCGGAGUUCGCUGUUGCCCAGGGAGCUGGUGGGACCAGGAACUCUACUAUUAG
Molecule: messenger RNA, 3169 nt
Organism: Fukomys damarensis (Damara mole-rat)
Lineage: Eukaryota; Metazoa; Chordata; Mammalia; Rodentia; Bathyergidae
Gene: Atp4a
Product: ATPase H+/K+ transporting subunit alpha
Exons: 23
Coding region: 50-3169 (1039 amino acids)
Biological process (GO): sodium ion export across plasma membrane; intracellular potassium ion homeostasis; intracellular sodium ion homeostasis
Cellular component (GO): membrane
Molecular function (GO): P-type potassium:proton transporter activity; ATP hydrolysis activity; ATP binding
Source: RefSeq, a predicted model, not a curated record